This is a messenger RNA of Camelina sativa (false flax), 900 nucleotides long. Lineage: Eukaryota; Viridiplantae; Streptophyta; Magnoliopsida; Brassicales; Brassicaceae. The record is from RefSeq and is a predicted model, not a curated record.
AUGUAUCUCUUGUUUUAUGUUGAUGAUAUGUGUCUCACUGGAAAUAACGACGCUAUCAUCAAACAUCUUCUCGAUAGUCUCGCCAAAGAGUUCAUGAUGAAAGAUUUGGGUCCUCUACAUUAUUUCCUUGGAGUGCAGGCUCACUUCCACAGAGAUGGGUUGUUCUUGAGUCAAGAGAAGUAUGGUACAGACCUUCUCAUUAAUGCCGGAAUGAAGGAUUGUGCCCCGAUGCCUACUCCUCUUCCUCUGCAACUCGACAAGUUAGAAGACAUUCAGUUCUCCGUCAACUAUGUCUGUCAGAAGAUGCAUGAGCCUACAAUUUCAGACUUUCAACUCCUGAAGCGGAUACUUAGAUACAUCAAGGGAACUGUUCGAAUGGGGAUCAAUCUGUCCAGCAACUCUGCUUCCAACCUCACCGCCUUUAGUGACAGUGAUUACGCAGGCUGCAAAGACACAAUAUGUUCAACAUGCGGAUUCUGUACGUUUCUUGGAACCAAUAUCAUCUCCUGGUCUGCUAAGCGCCAUCCCACAGUCUCCAAGUCUUCUACUGAAGCCGAAUAUCGAACAAUGUCAGAGGUGGCUUCAGAAAUAAAGUGGAUAUCGUCUCUUCUCCGUGAUCUAGGUGUUGCUCAGCCACACACUCCAGAAAUCUUCUGUGGUAAUCUAUCUGCAAUCUACUUGUCUACCAAUUCAUCACUUCAUAGCAGGUCCAAACAUUUCGAUACUGAUUUUCACUAUGUGAGGGAACGUGUCGCACUUGGCACUUUGGUGGUUACAUUCCUGCACACUCCCAGCUCGCAGAUGUGUUUACCAAGUCACUGCCUCAACAACCUUUUUUUGCUCUUCGUUCCAAACUUGGUGUUUGCUUACCACCCAACACAAGUUUGCGGGGGUGUAUGA